Messenger RNA from Amborella trichopoda, 1190 nucleotides. RefSeq names its product S-adenosyl-L-methionine-dependent methyltransferases superfamily protein. Gene Ontology annotation, molecular function: S-adenosylmethionine-dependent methyltransferase activity. NCBI's taxonomy places the organism in Eukaryota, Viridiplantae, Streptophyta, Magnoliopsida, Amborellales, Amborellaceae. The record is from RefSeq and is a predicted model, not a curated record.
CUCUCACUCCUGUCCCUGUCGCCUCGCAAAAUUGCGGAUACUCCUAACGCUGUUACUUCCGGAGCCUGUAAUUUUCUCCUACUUUUGUGUGGGGGGUUCACCCGUUAUCUAUGUUUCCUGUUCCAUGUCCACUGAGCGGUUCGGAAGAGAGAGAAAUCGGUUCAGCAAAUAGCAGGAGAGAGAGAGAGGGAGAUGACUAAUGGUGGGAGCACACAGGCAUACGGGGAGCCGUGGUAUUGGGACAAGAGGUACAAGCAAGAUCCAGGUCCCUUUGAUUGGUACCAGAAAUACCCUGCCCUGGCUCCCAUCUUCAACCUCUACCUCAAACACAACCAUCGCAUUCUCAUCACUGGUUGUGGAAACGCAGCGCUUGGGGAGGACAUGGUCAAUGAUGGUUACCAGGACAUUGUCAACAUCGAUAUAUCUUCUGUGGUGAUUGAAGCCAUGAGAAAGAAGUACAGGAAUUGUCCCCAGCUUAAAUAUAUGGAAAUGGAUGUUCGACGUAUGAAUGAUUUUUGUUCUGGCUCUUUUGAUUCUGUGAUUGAUAAAGGAAUGUUGGAUUCCCUAAUGUGUGGACAGAAUUCACAAAAUUAUGUAAGAAUGAUGCUGAAGGAGGUUGGGAGGGUCCUCAAGGAUAAUGGUGUCUAUAUUCUGGUUACAUAUGGUGCACCCCGUUACCGACUGUCGCUUCUGAAAGAAAUUUGCUUAUGGACUGUAAAGCUUCAUGUUAUAGAAAAACCUGGGCAUGGAAAAUUCUCUGAGCAUCCAACCGGGGAAAGUAGCAAAACCGUUCCGCUAAAUGAUGAUGGUAGCUCGGCUACUGAUAUACUGGGAGAAAAUCCAGAUGUCCAUUAUGUGUUUAUCUGUGUUAAGGACAAAUUUGCGACACACGAGAAGGAGAUCUACUCUUCCUGAUGAAGCAUCAUUAAGGUUUGAAACCUUGUCUUGUAGUUUGUUGUGAGCCUAACUCAUAGCAUUCAUAUUUUAUUCUUGAGAACCAAGGCAAAACGAGAAAUGAAGUGCUUUGAAGGAAAAAGGAUUAGAGUCUAUCUGAAGAGAGUUUCCUUCUGCCUACUUGAGGAUUGGAUUUCCAAUUUGAUAUUUGUAUUCUAAGAGUUUUAAGGCUGGGCAUUGGAUCUUUGCAACCAUCAACUAAUUGAAAGCAGUGAAAAGAAACAGGUUGACCUCUA